UCUUGCAUUUUUUUGUGUUACUGUGAACUGAUACAAGUCCUUGUGCAGUCCUUGUGAAUAUGGUUUGUGGACGGUGUGCGGGAUCUCCACAGUGUCGGGAGCUGAAGGCUUUUUUGUGUGAGGGCUUGCGGGCUUGCAAAAGUUGUGUUUUUUAAUUGAGUUGUGCGACAGCAGGUCACUGCAGUGACUGAGUGCAGCUCCCCUCAUCCAGUCUCCAGACUCCCCGGUGAUGUUAAAACGCGCCAUAUGACUGAACAUGACUCUCUGAUGCUGCGGGACAUCCAGAAAACGGCGAGCACCGGCUGCGCAUUUUGCGCGCACCGUGCACAAACUCCGGGCGUUGUUGGGCGACAAGUGUAAAAAAUCGAUGUGGCAUCCCCCGAGAGGCGGACGAGACCGUCAGGACUCAUCCCGAACUGUCUAAAGGUUGUCGUAUGUUCAAGUCGAGACGCUCGGGUCUUGUUCGGCGACUCUGGAGAAGCCGUCUGGUGACCGAGGGCGACGGGCAGGAUGGGAGCAGGCGCGGCGAGGCGUGUGGGAACAGACACUCGGGGAAGAUCCGCAGACACGAGCAGCGGCCGGUGACGCACGCCGAGCCGUGUGCGGGCCCCGCGGGGGAGGCCGGGGACCGGGAGGAAGAGCAGCAGCCCGGCGGGGACCGAGGGGCCACCAUGUGCGUCCCGGAGCCCCGCGGCUCCCAGCGGGGCCGGGACGGCGGCAGCAGGACGGUGACCUGCUGUCUGUUCGGGGACUGGGAUAUAAGACCUCGGAACUCUUACUGGGCACCGGCAAAAGACGAGAGCGGUGGCCCCUGUCAGUGCGCAGUACCCAGACACGCGGGGCUGGAGGAGGAACUGGCGUGCACUUCUCAUGCUUUUUUAAAAAGACUCAAGGAGAGAUGUCUGGAUACCCUGGUGAAGGCCGUGGAGGCCAGAGGAGGGAUACCCGGCGAGUGCGUCAUGGUGCCGAGCGCGGAGCUGGGGCUCGGGGGUCAGCACGUCUCUGCACAGCAUCUUCUGUGCAGGCUGUUCCGCUGGAGCGACCUGCCCUUCUCCUCCCGGCUCAAGCCGCUGUCUCACUGCCAGAGCUUCGGCCAGGUGGACGGCGCAAAGGUGUGCUGCAAUCCCUAUCACUACAGCCGCUUAUGCGGGCCAGAUUCACCUCCUCCACCAUACUCUCUGUCUCGUUCAGAAGAACAAAAACCACUGGACUCAGCUCUGUCUUACACUGAAACUGCCCCCCCACUCCUCUCCGGUCAGCCUCAUAUCAUGCCAAGAGACUACACAGACACUGGUACCUCCCUCGGCUCUUCGACCUCAGGUGGACAUCGCUCUCACUGGUGCAGCGUUGCCUACUGGGAGCAACGCACCCGCGUGGGUCGUCUUUAUCCAGCCUACGAGCCCUCGCUCAGCAUCUUUUAUGACCUACCUCAGGGCACCGGCCUCUGCCUCGGACAGCUCCACGCCAACGCCUACUGCAGCCGCCGCAACGACCCGGGCAGCCACGGCACAUCGGUUCAUCACGCACAUCACAGCUACGGAGGCGGAGGAAACAGCAGCAGCAGUGUUCAACAGAUACGCAGUAAAAUCGGCUUCGGCAUCGUGCUGACUCGCGAGCCGGACGGAGUGUGGGUCUACAAUCGCAGCCAGCAUCCAGUGUUUGUCCACUCGCCCACUCUGGACCCGCCCAGUGCUCGAGGGCUGAGUGUGAAGAGGGUGAUGCCGGGCUUCUCCCUCAAAGUGUUUGAUUUUGAGUGCUCGAGCUGGAUGACGGAGCACGGCGUCAAGCCAGAGACCCAGGAGGGGCCCUGGGACCCCCACAGUGUCCGGAUCAGUUUCGCUAAAGGAUGGGGCCCCUGCUACUCUAGACAGUUCAUCACCUCCUGCCCCUGCUGGCUGGAGGUGCUUCUCAACAACCACAGAUAGCAAACAAACACUCACAGACUCACAGGAGGUGUCCUGGCUCACUAUCCCAAUUGUAAUCUACCUAGAUUUAAUAUAAAAUUUAUAUAUUAUAUAAAAUAUAUUAUACAUGUACAUACUUGAGUCAUUUUUACGAUGCAAUUAUUUAUGUAUAGUGUAAUGUGUAUAUGGACAAAAUAAAAAGGAACAAGAAUAUGCACUUUGAUUCUAUAUAAGCAUUACAGAUUUUCAGUGUCAUUUUGCAAACAUAAAGUGUAAAAUUAAGACAAACUUGGUUUAUGUUCUCAUAAUUUAGCAAAUUCAUCAAAACAUAUUCCACACACACACAUUGUCAAUAAAGUAUUUGUAUUAAAUUAA
Molecule: messenger RNA, 2279 nt
Organism: Cololabis saira (Pacific saury)
Lineage: Eukaryota; Metazoa; Chordata; Actinopteri; Beloniformes; Belonidae
Gene: smad6a
Product: SMAD family member 6a
Exons: 4
Coding region: 435-1925 (496 amino acids)
Biological process (GO): BMP signaling pathway; transforming growth factor beta receptor signaling pathway; SMAD protein signal transduction
Cellular component (GO): heteromeric SMAD protein complex
Molecular function (GO): transcription regulator inhibitor activity; I-SMAD binding
Source: RefSeq, a predicted model, not a curated record